Molecule: messenger RNA, 1201 nt
Organism: Trifolium pratense (red clover)
Lineage: Eukaryota; Viridiplantae; Streptophyta; Magnoliopsida; Fabales; Fabaceae
Exons: 4
Coding region: 128-1090 (320 amino acids)
Source: RefSeq, a predicted model, not a curated record
AUAUGACUGCCCAUUGCUUAAAAAAUUAAAAAACUAACUCUCUGUCCUCACUCCUCACUCACAAUCACAACAAUUCAUAUUCUUUGGUUACGUUCUGGAAAGAGGUGUACAACGAACGACGAGGACAAUGGCUGACAUGAAAGCAAAGUUGCAAUCUAUGAUAGAAAAGCUUGAUGCAAUUCCAGCUUCAGCACUCUAUCUGCCCCAAUAUGACCUGUUGGAUUCAAUAAAGGGACGACUAUGGAAACUCAGUGUUACAAUGGAAGACACCAAAGCAAAUUUGCAAUCUAUAGCAGAAAAUCUAAAUAGACUAUAUUACGAAAUCAAUCUGGAUGUCGCCCAAGUAGCCAUGUUGAAGUAUAUGGAGCUAGAAAUACAUGAACUCAUGCAAGCUGAAAUGUUCAAUGAACCGGCAUUUACUUAUCCUCCAUGCUCGGCGGCAGUGUGUACAGGGCCCUGGUACCUAUUCACCGCGAGGGAAUUGGGAGGAAACCUAAAAAAAUAUUUAACCUUGAACUUGAAGGGUUUUAUGUGUUACCUAGGUGAUAGUUUGCGUAACAUUCCUCCGAUGUAUCAGAAGGCGUUACUAGGAUUAUGUGCUUCUUACAUACUUCCUCCAAUGCAAAACAACACAGCUCCAUUUGAAAAUUCUCAAUUGGAAAAAACAAAUGCACCACCACUGCUACUUACUUUUGGGGAAGCCUUUAAAGCAUUCAAUCCAGAAAUAACACACAUCACGAAGUUCCUUUUGUGUGUUAUUCUGACUGCGGUUUUGAUUUUUCGACUACCUCCUGGGGUACAGAUAAUUUCAAUGCUUAUAUUGAUUGCUACAUUUUUCCUUGGGUUCCUCGAGAUGGCUCACAGCGCCUCUAAGACUGGUGUGACUUGUGGAUCAAUUCACCUUCCCGUGUUUUGGUUUACGACUUUGAGCGCUGUUGGAAUUUCCAUAAUUUUUGGACUAUUUACACUAUUCGUGUUUUAUAUUAUCUGGAGGUUGUCAAAGGGGAAACCCCAAGCUAAUGAUGAUGAUGUUAGUUUAAAUGAUUUCGUCGGGGAUUUAGAAGAAGGAGAUUUAGAAGAAGGAAACUGAGAUCACGGCGGUGUGUAACUAAAUAUUUAUUUUCUUUGUUUUGCAGCUCUUGAUGUUUGAUAUUAGUAUAGAUGUUUGAUAAUAAUUAUAAUAACAUUUUUUUUGCCGAAA